Molecule: messenger RNA, 1508 nt
Organism: Pectinophora gossypiella (pink bollworm)
Lineage: Eukaryota; Metazoa; Arthropoda; Insecta; Lepidoptera; Gelechiidae
Product: zonadhesin-like
Exons: 7
Coding region: 106-1365 (419 amino acids)
Source: RefSeq, a predicted model, not a curated record
AAUUCAGUUUUGAGAUAGUCACUGGUCAAGUCUUGUAGGCAUAGUUCUGUACCAGUUAUCAAAGACAAAAUAAAAAUUCAAAUUUAGAAAAUUAUACAACUUAAAAUGGCUAAGGCAUUAAAAGCUUCAUUUUUAAUGUUAUGUGUUCUUUGUUCAUUGCAAAUGGUUCCAGCAGAAUCUUGUGGUGGUGAUGAAAAUGCGGUCUCGGGUUGUGGAAUGGGCUGUGUGAAGAAAUGUUCGAACUAUUGGAGAAAAGAUAUAGCGUGCACAGCAAAUUGUGAAUUAAAUGGCUGCAGUUGUAAAGCCGAUUAUGUUUACGAUGAGAAUAUUAAGAAAUGCGUUAAAAUCGAGCAGUGCUCUCCAGUAUGUGGUCAAAACGAGAAGUUUUCUACCUGUACUAACGGUGGGUGUUAUGGCGCUCGCAACUGUUCUGAAGACAUAAACACGCCUGUAAAGUGUGUGAAAAUUGCCGCUGACGCUUGCGAGAUAGGUUGCAUCUGUGAAGAAGGCUAUCUAAGAAACGCAAACGGUGUAUGUGUAGCAAUGAAUGAAUGCUCCGGCAAUACAGAAUCUUGUGAUGGAGAUGAGAAUGCGUUCUCCAGUUGUGGAAUGGGCUGUGUGAAGAAAUGCUCGAACUAUUGGAGAGACGAUAUAAUGUGCACAGCAGAUUGCGAAUUGGGCGCAUGCACUUGCAAAGACGAUUUCGUUUAUGAUGAGAAUAUUAAUAAAUGUGUCCCCUACUGGCAGUGCACUCCAUUGUGCGGUCAAAACGAGAAGUUCUCAAACUGCACAGCCAACGGUUGCUUUAGUCGUCGCAACUGUUCUGAUCCAAUAGAUACUCCUAGGAAAUGUGUGAAAAUAUCCGAAGAUGCAUGCGAAAAAGGUUGCAUUUGUGAAGAAGGUUAUUUAAGAAACAAAAAUGGUGUAUGUGUACCAGAGGAUGAAUGCGCUGCCAAUGAGCAAUGCGACGGAGUUAAUGUGUUUUACGACACUUGCCCUCCCAACAACUGUGAACCUGAAACCUGUGUUACUCUUGAAAAACCUAUUGAAAAUUGCCCAAUACAACCCGCUGUCUGCAGACCAAGGUGCCGUUGUGCCAAGGGAUUUUACCAGAACACAGCAGGAGAAUGCAUCGCUGAGAAAUAUUGUCCUAAAUCCUGUCCCGAAAACGAAUAUUGGAAUGGCUGUUACAAUGGUGGAUGCUUUGGACCCCGAAAAUGUGCAGAAAAACAUCGAGGAAAAGUUUGUGUCCGUUUAAUUGAUGGUGCCUGUAAAGGAGCUUGUCUGUGUAAAGGCGAUUUAUUAAGAAACGAUGAAGGAAAAUGUGUUAAACGAUCUGAAUGUCCAACUAUCCAAGACGAAUAAUAAAGAUCAGAAUAGGUAAGCUUUCUGUGCAAUCAUCAAGGAACAAGAAAUGAAAAAUCAAAAUUAGAAGACGCUUAGGUAAUGUGCACAUCACAUUACGCUUUUGGAAAAUCAUUACGUGAAAUAAACUAUCCUUUCUAACA